Messenger RNA from Lathyrus oleraceus (garden pea), 2061 nucleotides. RefSeq names its product ankyrin repeat-containing protein At5g02620. Gene Ontology annotation, cellular component: plasma membrane. The transcript has 3 exons. NCBI's taxonomy places the organism in Eukaryota, Viridiplantae, Streptophyta, Magnoliopsida, Fabales, Fabaceae. Bases 340 to 1902 code for a protein of 520 amino acids. The record is from RefSeq and is a predicted model, not a curated record. Gene Ontology annotation, molecular function: protein binding.
AGAACAGAACCAACACAGAGAAAUUAAGAAAACAAACAAAUAAACUCAAACGUCACAUUGGUCUUAUUCAGUGGAAAAUACACGCCAAAACCAAUAACCAAUUUCUUUCUUUCUUCACUUUCUAGAUCUAUAAAUCUCUUUUCUUUUCAUUUCCAUGAAUUUCAGUUCCCCAAUUAAUUUCUAGAUUUCUUUCUUCAAUCAAUAUUAGUUUUGCUUUCUUAGUUUUAGGUUUUUUUUUUUCCUUUAUACUGUUGGAGAACUUGAUUAUGUCUUGAAAAAAAUGUGAAUUUGAAAAGUUGGGACUCCGUCAAAGUAUAAAAAGGUAGUUUCUUGGAGAAGAUGAAGAAGCAAUUGACAGGUUUAAGGGGUGAUUCUCACCUUCACUCGGCUAUUCGAGUUGGGAAUUUGGAGUUGGUGUUGGAAAUUAUCUCUGAGAAUCAAGGUGAAGAAUUGAAGGAGUUGUUUUCAAUGAGAAAUAACUCUAGUGAAACUGCCUUGUAUAUUGCUGCUGAAAAUGGUCAUCUUGAUAUAGUCAAGGAAUUGAUCAAAUAUCAUGAUAUUGGGUUGGCUAGCUUGAAAGCUAGAAAUGGAUUUGAUGCUUUUCAUGUUGCUGCUAAAAAUGGAAAUUUGGAGAUAUUGAAGGUCCUCACAGAUGCAUUUCCUGAAAUUUCUAUGACGGUUGAUCUGACAAAUACUACUGCACUGCACACUGCUGUGUCACAAGGUCAUAUUGAGGUAGUAAAUUUUCUCUUGGAGAAAAGCAGCAGCGUCGUAACUAUAGCAAAAAGUAACGGAAAAACUGCAUUUCAUUCUGCUGCAAGAAAUGGCCAUGUGGAUGUCAUCAAGGCCCUGCUUAGCAGUGAACCUGAAAUCGCAAUGAGAAUUGAUAAGAAGGGGCAAACUGCACUCCAUAUGGCAGUUAAAGGACAAAAUCUGGAGGUAGUAGACGAGCUUUUGAAACUGAACCCGUCUUUUGCUAAUAUGGUGGAUGCCAAGGGAAACACCGCGCUGCAUAUAACAACCCGGAAGGGUCGUUUACAGAUUGUUCAGAAGCUACUAGAUUGCAAAGAAAUAGACACUGAUGUUAUUAAUAAAUCUGGAGAAACAGCUUUAGAUAUUGCUGAGAGAAAUGGUCGCUUGGACAUCGCCAAAUAUUUGCAGGAUCGUGGAGCUCAAAAUGCUAGGUCCGUAAGGUCUCCUUCUGCGAACAGAGCCCUUGAACUCAAACGAACUGUGAGUGACAUAAAAAGCGGGGUUCAUAACCAGCUGGAACACACGUUUAAAACACAGAGGCGUAUGAAGGGCAUAGCAAAGCGAAUUAACAAGAUGCAGGCUGAGGGGCUUAACAAUGCGAUAAACUCCAACACCAUAGUUGCUGUCCUCAUUGCAACAGUUGCUUUUGCUGCCAUAUUUACUGUCCCAGGCCAAUAUCCUCAGAACACGAAGCAACUCGCUCCUGGAAUGUCUCCUGGGGAAGCCAAUAUCGCUCCCAAUAUUGAGUUCUUGAUAUUUGUAAUCUUCGAUUCUACUGCCCUUUUCAUAUCAUUGGCUGUUGUGAUUGUCCAAACAUCAGUAGUUGUUAUUGAAAGGGAAGCAAAGAAACAAAUGACGGCGAUUAUAAAUAAGUUAAUGUGGAUAGCCUGUGUGUUAAUUUCUGUGGCAUUUCUCGCAAUGUCAUACAUAGUUGUCGGGGAUCAGAAAGAAUUGGCUAUUGCAGCCACAGCUCUUGGAACGGUGAUUAUGGCAGCUACUCUAGGAACACUCUGUUAUUGGGUGAUUGCUCACCGCCUCGAGUCCUCCAGAUUACGAAGUCUUAGAACAAUGACGAGCAGUAGGCAGUCAUUGACUAUGUCAGGGGUCUCAGCUUCCGAGAACGAGUACAAAGCAGUGUUCGCAUUAUAAAUUUGAUUUUAUCUUUACUUAAAACCCCCCCACAUUUUUUGUCAAAUUAUGCUAACAUAGAAGCAGGCAUUUGCUGAUUUAUAGCAUGCCUUUGGAAAACAGGCAAAGAAUGUAAUCAUAGUUCCAGAUGAUAAGUAAAUAUGUCAUUUUAUAUCGAAA